CCAUUUUCGAUGUGGGAUCAUUCUCAUCUUUUCACCGCUCAUUUUGGAUCUCUCUCUCUCUCUCUCUCUCUCUCUCUCUCUCUUCUUCUCUUCUCUUGCACUUCUUUGACUUCUUGCUCCUUUUUACCUCCAUCUCUCUCUCUGUCACUCACCACUUGAGAUCUCGCAAGGACUAAGCAAUGCCCAGCUGAGCUUGUGACUUUAUUCUGCGAUGCCCAUGUGUUGAAAAGCCUGUCGUAGGAUAUUAUAGAAAUUAUAUUUCUUUGUUUGUUGGUCACUGUUGGCACCAAAGGGGAUCUCACGGUGUUUCUCUUUGUUUUGGGCUGAAGGAGACUGAAGUCGUCUGAGGUUUAGUCCCACAUUUGGAAAUCAGACACACACACACAAGAAAAAAAAAUGGCAUCUGUGGAUGAUAAGGGCUGCUAUAAUCCGAGCACUAAAUCAUACAAUCUUGACUCCCACACCAUCAUGAAAUCCUCCUCUAACAGCCGAAAGGCCUUAAGUUUGCGCGCAAAACCCACUCCAUCGAAAUGGGACGACGCCCAAAAGUGGCUCAUGGGCUUAUCAGAUCACAAGCAUAACUCCACGUCCAAGCCUCGGAACUCAAAUGCUGAGGAUAGAAGACUCUUAGCUCCGAUGCCUAGUAAAGGGAGGGACUCUUGCGGUAGCAUUGAUGACGCGUUGCCAAUUCAGCAUCAAGAAGAGGAGACGAAGAAGAUUGAUGUGAGUAACAAGUCAUUAGAGGAGGUGGCGGUCGAAAUGAGAUCAGUUUCUUUGAGGGAUAUGGGGACUGAGAUGACUCCUACUGCUAGUAAAGAGCCUUCGAGGACCGGUACUCCUCUUAGAGCUCGAAGUCCUGUCAAUUCUAGACAUUCGAGCCCGAGAGAGCCAUGCAGUUCUAGAGCAGCGGUGAGCGAUAGCAAGGGUGUUGAUGGAAAGUUGAGCUCAUUGGAAUCAAGAGCCUUGGCUUGGGAUGAGGCUGAAAAAGCUAAGUAUAUGGCAAGAUAUAAAAGAGAGGAGGUGAGGAUACAGGCCUGGGAGAAUCGGGAGAUGAGAAAAGCUGAAAUGAGGAUGAAGAAGAUAGAGGUGAAGGCCGAGAGAAUGAAAUCUCGAGCUCAAGAAAAGCUAGCGAGUAAGACCGCAACCACGAGGAGAAGAGCAGAGGAGAAGAGAUUGAGCGCAGAAGCGAAACUGAACGAACGAGCUGCGAAGACCUCAGAAAGAGCAGAAUAUGUGAGGAGAGCAGGACACCUUCCAUCUUCAUUUUUCUCAUAUAAGCUUCCUUCUCUUUGUGGCGGUUGAGUACUAAUCUGCAAACAUUGUGUUAUCAGAUAAAAAUAUUUCAUAAUUUUGUUAUUUUUCCUUUACUGUUCAAUGUACGAGUAUUUUGUUUUUGUUUGUUACUUGAAAUGCAUUCUGCAUUGAUUAAUGAUCCUUCCUCUAUUGUCUGUCAA
Asparagus officinalis (garden asparagus) is the source of this 1454-nucleotide messenger RNA. RefSeq names its product remorin-like. The coding region runs from base 397 to 1302 and encodes 301 amino acids. The record is from RefSeq and is a predicted model, not a curated record. Lineage: Eukaryota; Viridiplantae; Streptophyta; Magnoliopsida; Asparagales; Asparagaceae. The transcript is spliced from 4 exons.